This is a messenger RNA of Armigeres subalbatus, 2601 nucleotides long. RefSeq lists its product as uncharacterized. Gene Ontology annotation, molecular function: nucleic acid binding. The transcript has a single exon. The record is from RefSeq and is a predicted model, not a curated record. Lineage: Eukaryota; Metazoa; Arthropoda; Insecta; Diptera; Culicidae. Bases 1 to 2601 code for a protein of 866 amino acids. Gene Ontology annotation, biological process: DNA integration.
AUGUUCUCUUCGGACACGGCCAUCAAAUCCCUCACGAGCACUGAUGUAAUUGUGUAUCAAUCAGUGCAGCUGUCAAAACUUCUGGACAACUUCGAUAGUAUCUUUAGCGACGUUCCAGGUAAGCUCGUGGGACCUCCAGCGAAAGUCCAUCUCAAAUCAGGAGUCUCUCCAGUUUUCACGAGGGCACGGGACGUGCCUAUUGCACUUCGUGAUCGGUUUGCCAUGGAGAUCGAUAAGAAACUUGCAUCUGGAUUCUACGAGAGAGUAGAUCACUCCGAGUGGGCAUCGCCAACUCAUAUUGUCAUAAAGAAGAACGGAGGUAUUCGAAUAACCGGCAACUAUAAACCAACAGUCAACCCAAGGAUGAUCAUUGACGAGCAUCCUAUACCCAAAAUUGAAACGAUCUUCAACAAGAUGAGAGGAGCUGCCUUGUUUUGCCAUCUAGACGUAACCGAUGCCUACACGCACCUGCCAAUCGAUGAUGAGUUCCGCCAUGUGCUCACUCUCAACACUCCAACGCACGGACUCAUUCGUCCUACGAGAGCCGUGUAUGGAGCUGCCAGUAUCCCAGCCAUUUGGCAGCGACGUAUGGAGUCCAUUCUUCAAGGGUUGACCCACGUUGUCAGCUUUUACGACGAUGUCAUUGUUUUUGCAAACAACUUCGACGAGCUGCUGCUUGCUCUUACCGCAACGAUGGACAGGAUGAAGCAAAAUGGUCUGCGACUGAACCGAUCAAAAUGCAUCUUCGCUACGUCAUCGCUUGAAUGCCUAGGUCAUAGGAUUGAUCGUCACGGACUACACAAAUCAGGAAAACACGUCGAAGCGAUUCGUGAUGCACCACGGCCGUCAACCCCGGAAGAACUGCAGCUGUUCUUAGGUAAGGCAACCUAUUAUUGUGCGUUCAUCCCCAAUCUCUCUUCAAGGGCUAAAAGUUUGCGCGACAUGUUACUUGCCGAUCCGUUCAAAUGGACACCCGAAGCAAACAAGGCCUAUCAUGACUUGAAAGAGGUUCUAGUCUCACCGCAAGUGCUCAUGCAGUACGACCCAUCAUUACCGCUGAUUCUUGCAACGGACGCCAGCAAAACUGGACUCGGUGCGGUCCUCUCGCAUCGACUGAACAACGGAAUGGAGCGACCAAUAGCAUACGCCAGCUGCGCCAUGUCCGUCACAGAGCAACGAUAUCCGCAAAUCGACAAGGAGGCUCUGGCUAUCGUAUGGGCGGUGAAGAAAUUCUUUCAUUACCUUUAUGCACGUAAGUUCACGCUGAUAACGGAUCACAAGCCGCUCACCCAAAUCCUGCAUCCAGAGAAGUCGCUUCCUACGCUCUGCAUCAGUCGAAUGGCAAACUACGCCGAUUAUCUGGCUCACUUUAACUUCGACGUGGUCUAUAAGCCGACCGGUCAGAACACGAAUGCCGACUACUGCUCCAGAAUUCCAUGCCAAUCGACGCAGUCCGAUGUCAACACCGUUUCUCUUCACGAGGGAAGAAAUACUGAGGACGAUUUUGAACUGUUUGCCUUACACCAGAUCAGGCAACUACCUGUGCGAGCAGAACAUAUUGCACGCGAGUCACGGAAGGACACCCAUCUUGGGAAGAUUAUUCAAGAGCUGGAGCUGGGACGGAACCUUGCGCAGCUAGGCUAUAAAGCACCGGAAGUGAAAUACACCUUGACAGGCAAUUGUCUACUCUUCGAGCAUCGUGUCGUUAUACCACCUACUCUUCGACAAACGAUCCUGAACGACUUGCACGUUGCUCACAUCGGAAUCGUUAAAAUGAAAGGCAUGGCACGUUCUUUUGUGUAUUGGCCAGGAAUAGAUGCAGAUAUCGAGGGUCUAGCAAGAUCCUGCACGGAAUGCGCACGGCAUGCACCAUCACCUCCGAGAUUUAGCAGCCAUCAUUGGGAGUACCCAAAGGGUCCAUGGGAGCGCAUCCAUGUUGAUUAUGCUGGCCCAGUAGCGGGAGCAAUGCUGCUGGUCAUUGUGGAUGCGUAUAGCAAAUGGGUCGAAGUUCAAAUAACCAACUCAACUACAGCUGCUGCAACUGUCAAUCUUCUCGACGGAUUAUUCGCUGCCUACGGAUCACCAGUAACAGUUGUGUCGGACAACGGUCCGCAGUUCACUGCCGAGGAAUUCAAGUCGUUUCUCCAGCAGCGCGGGGUGAAAUUCCAUAAACUUUCUGCACCGUAUCAUCCGGCCACGAAUGGGCAAGCCGAGCGUUACGUCCAAACCGUUAAGAGAGCUCUCAAAGCUAUGGGAACGACAAAAAAUUCUCUGCAAGCCAAUAUCAACGAAUUCCUGCUGCAAUACCGAAAAGCUCCUCAUACUGAAACUGGAGAAUCACCAGCGAAAUUAUUUCUUGGUCGGAACAUUCGGACUCGGAUGGAUCUCGUCAAGCCGCAAGAUAUCAGCACGAAGACAGCCGAAAAACAACGAGCAUCGUUCGAAUCAACAUUCCGUUCUUUCACACCAGGACAGCGAGUCUACUGCCUUUCUGGGAAUCUUCGGAUGAACAAGUGGAUUUUAGGAGUUGUUGCUUCUCGUUUGGGUGAUUUGCACUAUGACAUUGUCUACGAACGAAAAACAUCUGAAACGUCAUGUUGA